Molecule: messenger RNA, 1368 nt
Organism: Peromyscus maniculatus bairdii (prairie deer mouse)
Lineage: Eukaryota; Metazoa; Chordata; Mammalia; Rodentia; Cricetidae
Source: RefSeq, a predicted model, not a curated record
GUGUCGUGGGAGCUAUGGGAGUACUUCUUGUCACACACUGUGUUGUCUUGUACCUUCUUCAGAUGGUAGCACUGAGUUCAGAACAAUUCAGAGUGAUUGGCUCAGAGGGGCCAGUCCUGGCUCCAUUGGGUGGAACCCUUGAACUCAGUUGUCAGUUGUCCCCCCCACAACAUGCACAGCACAUGGAGAUCCGGUGGUUCAGGAACCGCUAUACUCAGCCAGUGCACCUGUACAGGGAUGGUAAAGACAUGCAUGGACAAACUAUCUCCAAGUAUGUGGAGAGGACAGAACUCCUGAAAGAUGCCAUUGAAGAAGGAAAAGUGACCCUCAGGAUUUUUAAAGUGACAGUUGAUGAUGAUGGGCCAUACCACUGCUUCUUCAAAGAUGGUGAAUUCUAUGAAGAGCACAUUACAGAGGUCAAGGUCACAGCCACAAGCUCAGACAUACAGAUUCUUAUGCAUCCCCCUAAUAUCAAAGGUGUGAUGUUGGAGUGUCAUGCAGGAGGUUUGUUUCCACUGCCUCAUAUGGAAUGGAGAGACAGCAAAGGGGAAGUCAUUCCAGCAACAUCAAAAUCCCAUUCACAGGAUAUAAACAAAUUGUUCAACAUGACAAUAGCCCUUCUUAUCGAAACCAGUUCCCACAGGAAUGUCACUUGCUAUCUUCAAAACCAUCUAACUCACCAAGAAGAGAGCAUAUGUGUCAUCCUAUCAGGUGAACUUUUCUCAUGGAAAAUUGUUUGGAUAACAAUUCUGAGUAUAAUACUGUCUGUGCUAAUAGUCUUCCUCAUAAUUUCCUAUGUUCCGCAACAUGUCAUACAUGAAGAGAAUAUAAAAACAUGUGAGACUGAUCAAGGUAAUAGUGAUCAAUCUGAAGAUAUCUGCUCUGGGAGAUUUUCUCAUUGGUUAAAGGAUUCAAUGGUAUCCAUGAUUUCAGUGUUUGCAAUUAUAGGAGUCAUGCUCAUUUUGCAUCUAAAACAAAGAGUCCCUGUUUCAGAUUCACAUUUUGAAUUGGACACUUUGUGGUUGGAAGAUAUUAGUGUGAUCCUCUGUGUGCUGAUAGUGUUCAACAUCAAGCUGAUUUCAUUAACUUACUUCAGAUUGGAAGGUGAAUAUGAUGAACGUGCACCUGGACGCAAACAAUAUUCCUGUAGAUUAAACACAAUUGCAAAGAUAUUGCAGUUGCUGUGUUUCAUAGUCUUCUCUGUAACGAUCCUUCUUGUGUAUCUGCUGUUACGGAAAAAAGUAUCUAUUUCAGAUCCCUCAUUUCCCUUGUACAAGAACUGGUUGAAGAUUAUGGCAGUGGUGGUAGGAUUUCUGACAGCAAUUUUCACUGUUACAACAAUUGCAUUAUCAUGGACGCACAUAAGAA